AUGAAUAUCGAAUAUCCAAGCAAUGCUACCGAUUAUGCAGGGCAACAAACCAGUCAGCAUUUUCCUUCUCAAACUAAAUCAGAAGAGAAUGAUGAUCAGCAUAAACCGACAAGCGCCGAUUUUCUAGGCUUUAACGUUCAUUUUGGUGAUCAAUUAGAGCCUCAACAAACAUCAGGCAGUCGAGCAAGAGCUAAGCGAUGGACGCCAGAAGAAGAUCAGAAGCUGCGCGAUGCAAUCACACAACAUGGUACAACAAAUUGGCAAGCAGUUGCUACAAUGGUUGGCAAUGGAAGGGCUAGAUCACAAUGCAGUCAAAGAUGGAAUCGUGUUCUUAAUCCUGAAAUCUCAAAGGCCAAUUGGUCUAAAGAAGAAGAACAGAUACUUAUCAAAAGCGUAGAACAAUAUGGCAAUAAAGCAUGGACUAGAGUCGCUCAGCAACUUGGAAAUAGAACGGAUGUACAAUGUCGUUUCAAAUAUAGAUAUUUAAUGAAAAAAUUCGAUCAAGCUAACGCUCUAGCAGCUCAAGAACAACCGCAACAAAUGCCUAAAGAAACAGAUACGGUUUGA
Molecule: messenger RNA, 567 nt
Organism: Trichomonas vaginalis G3
Lineage: Eukaryota; Parabasalia; Trichomonadida; Trichomonadidae
Product: RNA polymerase II transcription regulator recruiting protein
Exons: 1
Coding region: 1-567 (188 amino acids)
Source: RefSeq, a predicted model, not a curated record